AUGGGAGCUGGGCUGGCGCCGCGGGGGGCCAACGGCGCGCUGCUGGCUGCGACGCAGGCGGCUAGGGGACAUGCUGCUGCUGGCGGUGGGAACAAAGGGGUGAAUGAGGGCGGCUCGGCUGCGGCGGCGGUGGGGGCUGGGACUGGGUCUGGGUCUGGGUUGGACGGGGGUCAUGGGCAUGGUGGUGGGCUGGUUGGGCAGAGGGUGCUGGACUUGCAUGCGGGUAGUGGUAGUGGGGGUGGUGGCAGCACGCUGCUUCCACCUCCGGCUGGGAGGUCUGGCGCCGAUGGCGGUGGUGGUGGUGGUGGCAGGAAGAGUUCGCCCUCGCUCAUUGCGGCUACGCUGGCGGCUAGUAGGUCGGUUUCGCCUGCCAGGGGCCCGAUUCCGCAGUUGGAUUUAAACGGCGGUGGUGGGAAAGUCACGCGGAAGAGGGGACAGAGUGUGGGUGCUGCGAGUGUGAUAGUUGGUUCGGUGGGGCCGAGGCACGAAGCAGAGGUCCUGGAUACGGCGUCUAUUCCGCCGACUACCUCUCUAGUGUCGUUGUUUGAGGGCAAAAGGGAGGCGAACGAUGUGGACCCUGUUAAGAAGAGGGCACCGUCGGUAAGGAGGAAGGACAUGGAUACGGAGGAACAGGCGCGGAAAGAGAGAGCAUCACAAGAACCGCAGAAGGUCAAACCGAAACCCGUACCCAAGCCGAAACCGAAACCAGAGGUGGCUACAGAUGUCGCUGUUCCGAAAUCGUCCGAUGAUGCACAUGGCGCUUCAGAGGGGACCAGUCGGCUUGGGGGUACUGGAAGAAGCGGACAUGGUGAUGAGAGGGGCCGCGCGGAGGCAAAACCAUCCCAACGCCGUGCCAGGAGCCAACACAGCGAGCACAAACCGGCCAAGAAACCGAAACCUGCACAGCAUCGCCCCCCGACACCCCCGCCAUCCCUUCCCACCCGAAGUCCCUCAAACCACGUCGUCUCGCAGCCGAAGAGGGUCGCCAAAACACCACGCCUAGAACCCCCAACUCCACCGGUAAAAACAUCGACUAUCGCUAAAAUGGCGGAACCGAUCGUUCAAGUCACACCCGUCGAGCCAGACAUAGACCAGGUCGACGUAUUUCAUCACCAAGACCGGAAUCCAAAGCCGCGACAAGUAUCACAGGGUUCAACUUCGUCCAACGACUCGUUUGUUUCAGCUUCUUCUGUACCGUCAGGGGCCGUAUCGCCGGUUAGGGAAGUAGAGAGUACCCCACGACGCCCAGCCCCGCCGGCACGAAGCCCUUCGUCCCGAUCAAUCUCGACGCCCAACCCACCGCGACAACAGGCGUCACACCCAUCAACGCCCAACCUCACACUCAGCUCCCUCACCAACGCCAUGAUGGCGAGCAACCUCGCCUCUGCCCGCCUCACCCCAACGACACCCUCCCAGCCCCCUCCUCUCCCAGCGCCCCGCCGAUCUGGCCGGAGCCCUUUGCAACCCCACCACACCGCCGACAGCAUCGGCUCGCAGCUCACAGGCGGAAGUAAAUCCCCGAACCAUGCCGCCCAUCAACAAAAACAACGGACGGGCAUGCUCCAAACCCUGCGAAGCCCGCACGCCUCGCUCUCCGACGACGAAGACGCCCGCCGCCAGCACCACCACCGCCGACGCAGCAAGGUCCUCAGCGGUGGCAACCGCAAGCAUGCACACCACGAAGGCUCGCGGCGCCGCUGGCGCGACGAGAUCACAGCCCGCGAGCGCAAACGCUACGAGGCCGUGUGGGCGAGUAACAGGGGCCUGUUCCUGCGGCCCGGGUGGGCCGCGCAGUACCAGAACACCACCACCGCCACCACCGGCGGCGCCUCCCCCACUCAGCAGGGCCACGGACCCGGAACGGGCGAGGAAACGCAGCACCAAACCCGCGACCAAGCCGUCGAGGCCAGCCGGGCCAGCCACGGCGCCGAGGCGGAGCUGGUGGUCAACGUGGUGGCGCGCGACAUCUGGAGCCGCAGCCGGCUGCCGGCGGACGAGCUGGCCGAGGUGUGGGACCUGGUGGACCGCGGCGCCCGCGGCGCCCUCGGCCGCGACGAGUUCGUCGUCGGCCUGUGGCUCAUCGACCAGCGCCUGCGUGGCCGCAAGAUCCCCGCCCGCGUGAGCCAGAGUGUCUGGGAUAGUGCGGCGGGUGGGUAUCAGGGCGUGGUGGUGCCGUUGCCUGGUGGGGGUGCGGGUGGCGGUGGGAGGAAGGGGAGGCGUGCGUAG
This is a messenger RNA of Chaetomium globosum CBS 148.51, 2226 nucleotides long. RefSeq lists its product as uncharacterized. The transcript has a single exon. Lineage: Eukaryota; Fungi; Ascomycota; Sordariomycetes; Sordariales; Chaetomiaceae. The coding region runs from base 1 to 2226 and encodes 741 amino acids. Gene Ontology annotation, molecular function: protein binding. The record is from RefSeq and is a predicted model, not a curated record.